Babjeviella inositovora NRRL Y-12698 is the source of this 1810-nucleotide messenger RNA. RefSeq lists its product as uncharacterized. The transcript has a single exon. NCBI's taxonomy places the organism in Eukaryota, Fungi, Ascomycota, Pichiomycetes, Serinales. The record is from RefSeq and is a predicted model, not a curated record. The coding region runs from base 42 to 1523 and encodes 493 amino acids.
UUUCACACCAUCCGCCCAAGAAUUAAACAUGUGAGGGCUCAAUGAGCUGGUAUUUUAGAACGCGACACACUUUUAGUACCUUACCCAAGAACGUGCCCGACUUCCAUAUCACAAGGUGCAUCCAGACAAAGUCUUUGAUUCCCAAAGGGUUCCAACUCCCCCUUGCCGUGUCAAACAAGAAGCACAGGAGAAAAACGCUUCUAGUUGACAGCCCUUGCUUUGCUGCAAUAACUAGUCCUAAUGGAAGUUUUUUAAGAGGCCUAGAAAGAGCUACGGCUACAAUGAUAUCCAGUACAAGGCUACCGAACGGCUACGCUUUGCAGUUUACUGACAUGUCCCGGAAGCAAAGUAAACUGCAAGAGAGGGUUUUAAAAGCAGUUUACGCGAUAGAAGAAUCUAUCCAGAGCUUUCAGCAGACAUUUCGGAGUUUCAUUGUUCCCUCUCCGCUUGCUUCGCGACUUACUCGGCUUAUUGAGAAUACGAGUGGUAUUUUCCUAUACAGCGCCCAGAAUUUCACACAAUCCGCUCCAGGAAACGCCAAAACUGGUAAGUGGACACGUUUUACCUUGUUCGGUACAAAGAAGGAAGUGGUAGAUGCUUUUGCUGCUUCCGUGGUAGAACGCGUGUCUGGAGGGAUACAGGAAAGGGUAACCCUACCUGGUUUGGUGAGAGGAUGGCCUAUAGGCGUGAUCCAAUUUCUAGUGGGACCCAUUGAGAAACUGACAUCCACCUGGAUUUCAAAAACAUCCGGUGGUGCCUUGUUCAUCUAUGGUCAAUCAGAGCUGGAAGUGGCCAAAGCAAAAUCCAGACUUCAAGACGUCUUGUCCAAUGGUAUAGAACAGGUUAUAUCGAUCAGUAUCCCAGGUUUCCUAUCGGAUAAAAUUCAUACUAACAGUUUAAAGCCCCCGAAUGAAAAAACCUGUGGUGUAAUUGAAUCUCUGGUGUCCCCCGACUUUCAUUUCGAAUGGUCCAGCUCUGGAAACUGUACCCUAUGGAUAUAUAGCUCAAACCUGGAUAAGCUCCAAUCCGCCUAUGAUCGAGUCCAUUCACUCUUAUGUGCAUCAUCCAAGUGUGAAACGAUUCAAAUCCCUCGGAACUACGCCUUUCCACUUAAUGAGUUACUCUUAAAUUCGCCACACCUCACUUUCCACCAAGGACCUCCCUCGCUGAAGAACUUUUACGUUACAGCAUGCGAUACACAGGUAUUAUCGGCUCUAGAUGCGUUGACAGAGAUUGAUAUACUUCUUGCAAAACUUACUAAAAACUCUCGGACCGUGAAGAAUGUCCCACUCUGGAAGAUUGGAAAAUUGCUCGGUGACCAGGUUAAUUGCUUGGAUUUCCUCCUUGCUGGUACCGUGGAGCUUACAGGCAAUUGGUUAUCGGUUUAUGUUUCUGUUCCGCAGGGGAGUAAUUCAGGAUUCACGAGCUUGCACGAUAGCGUAUCGGUGCUCGUGUCCUCUAUGGAUCGAAAGAAGGUCUAUAGUGUAUUACUGGCGUUAGAAGCCAUGAAAUUGGACAUAUGAGGGGCCCUUGAGAGAUAUUAAAGGAAAAGGGUUAAAAAGGUUACAUUAUUGAUAAGUUGAUGUCGGGUGGAGCUGAUUGCUCGCAAGAUAUUGCUGAGAGUACAGCUAGAUAGAACGUUUGAUACACGUUACCGAUCGUCAAUUGAAAGACCACGAGGCUCUAUAAAUCAUCUUCCACUCUUUGUGGAUUCGCGAUCCUCGUCGUUAAUAAAAGCACCUCUGGACAGAAACGAUGUAGUACGUUUAUCCCAUGGAGAGCCACCUCCAGAGUGAUCACGUAUAUGGUA